UGAGGGUAUAUCUUGUUAUAUGGGCCCACCGCUCCGGACCGGAACCGCCAGCCGCACCGGCGCACGUGACCUGCCCACUUCCACCCAGCGAGAAUCAGUCAUAGCCAAUUUUUCAACCACUCUUCCACACCCAGCAUGUCUUCUGUCCAGAAAGUCCCCAUCUUGGGCUCCGAAACCAUCCAUGUGGGUUACGGCAUCCAGAACCACAUUGUGCAGGAAGUCAUCGCCACCAAGGCGUCUUCCACCUAUGUGAUUAUCACCGAUACAAACAUGGCCAGAACCGAGCCGUUCAAGAAGUUGCUUGCAGACUUCAACACCAAAUUGGGCGUCUCCAGGCCUGAUUCGAGGUUGCUUACCUAUUACGUGGCUCCUGGAGAAGAAAGCAAGAGUCGUGAGACAAAAGCGGCUGUGGAAGACUUCUUGUUGCAGAAAGGAUGUACCAGAGAUACUGUCAUUUUGGCGGUAGGAGGAGGUGUUAUUGGCGAUAUGAUCGGAUUCGUGGCUGCCACUUUCAUGAGAGGCGUCAGAGUCAUCCAGGUACCCACCAGUUUGUUGGCUAUGGUCGAUUCGUCGGUAGGCGGCAAAACUGCCAUCGACACUCCAUUGGGCAAGAACUUCAUAGGUGCGUUCCACCAGCCAGACUACGUAUUCGUGGACGUCUCGUUCUUGGAGACUUUGCCUGCCAGACAGUUCAUCAACGGAAUGGCGGAGGUCAUCAAGACAGCAGCCAUCUGGAACGAGGAAGAGUUCUCGCGCUUGGAGCGGUUCUCCAAGCAGUUCCUUGCAGUGGUCACUGCGCCUAAUCCCGACAUCAGAUCUAUUAAGGACGACCUCGUCAAGACGGUGUUGGAGUCCAUCCGUGUCAAGGCUUCCGUGGUGUCGUCGGACGAAAAGGAGUCAGGUUUGAGAAACUUGCUCAACUUUGGCCACACCAUCGGACACGCCAUCGAAGCCGUAGUCACCCCAGAAGCGCUCCACGGAGAGUGCGUGGCUGUCGGAAUGAUCAAGGAGGCUGAGUUGGCCAGAUAUCUCGGAAUUUUGUCUCCAGUAGCUGUGGCCAGAAUCGCCAAGUGUCUCGUCGCCUACGGUUUACCAACGUCCAUCGACGACAAGGACUUCUUGAAGAAAAUCGGGUUCAAGCGCCACCACAUCGUUAUCGACACCUUGUUGCAGAAAAUGGCCAUUGACAAGAAGAACGACGGAAGUAAAAUCAAGUGCGUGUUGUUGGAGUCCAUAGGCAGGUGCUACCAGUUGAAGGCCCACCAGGUGUCCAAGCGUGACUUGGGCUUCGUGUUGACCGACGAGGUACUUGUGCACGAGUUCAGCAAGGACGCUACUCCUGCCACCAACGUGGUGAUCCCACCAGGAUCCAAGUCCAUCUCAAACAGAGCGUUGAUCAUGGCAGCCUUGGGUUCCGGAACAGUCAGAAUCAAAAACUUGCUCCACUCGGAUGACACCAAGCACAUGUUGGACGCUGUUUCCUUGUUGAAGGGAGCAGAAAUCUCCACUGAAGACAACGGUGCCACUAUUGUGUUGAAGGGCAAUGGUGGAAAGAUGGUCACUUGCGACGACCAGUUGUACUUAGGAAAUGCUGGAACUGCGUCCAGAUUCUUGACCUCUGUGGCCUCGUUGGUGGGUAUUAACUCCCAGUCGUCCAAUCAUGUGAUAUUGACAGGAAAUGCCAGAAUGCAAGAAAGACCAAUUGGUCCCUUGGUGGAUGCCUUGAGAUCCAACGGCUCUUCCAUCGAGUACUUGAAGAAUACUGGCUCUUUGCCAUUGAAGAUCGAGGCUGGCAAGGGUUUAAAGGGUGGAAAGAUCGAAUUAGCUGCCACCAUCUCCUCCCAAUAUGUGUCGUCCAUUUUGAUGUGUGCUCCGUACGCCGACGAAGAGGUCACCUUGUCUUUGGUGGGAGGUAAGCCAAUCUCCCAGCUCUACAUUGACAUGACCAUCGACAUGAUGAAGUCUUUUGGUAUCAACGUCACCAAGUCCACUACCCAAGAAUACACCUACCACAUUCCAAAGGGCGCCUACGUCAACCCUGAAGAGUAUGUUAUCGAAUCGGAUGCUUCCUCUGCCACCUACCCAUUGGCAUUCGCUGCUAUGACUGGUACUUCGUGUACUAUUCCCAACAUUGGAUCGUCCUCGCUUCAAGGUGAUGCCAGGUUUGCCGUGGAUGUGUUGAAACCUAUGGGCUGUAAGGUGGAACAAACCGCAACCUCUACUACCGUGACUGGUCCACCAAGAGGUCAGUUGAAGCCUUUGGCCCACGUCGAUAUGGAGCCUAUGACUGACGCUUUCUUGACCGCUUCUGUGGUAGCAGCCGUGGCUGUUGAUGGUACCCAGAGUACCUCUAUCACCGGUAUUGCCAACCAAAGAGUCAAGGAGUGUAACAGAAUCGCUGCCAUGGUUUCUGAAUUGGCCAAAUUUGGUGUCAAAGCAAACGAGUUACCAGAUGGUAUUGAAAUUCACGGAAUCAAGAUUGAAGAUUUGGUGACUCCUUCCACUGAAAACAGAGGUAUCAAGACCUUUGACGACCACAGAGUCGCCAUGUCGUUCUCGUUGUUGGCGGGCUUGUGUAAAGACCCAGUGUUGAUCCAGGAAAGAUCCUGUACCGGAAAGACCUGGCCAGGAUGGUGGGACACCUUGCACACCAAGUUCAAUGUAACCAUCGAUGGCUAUGAACCAGAAGGUGUUUCGCACACCUCCACUGCCGAGACCAACGAGAACAAGAGUGUCAUCGUGAUCGGUAUGAGAGCUGCCGGAAAGUCCACCUUGUCCAAGUGGAUGGCCUCAUUUUUGGGGUUCAAGUUCUUGGACUUGGAUGAAUUCCUCGAGCAAAAGUUGGGGGUUGAUAUCAGAGAGUUCAUCAAGCAGAAGGGAUGGGAAGAAUUCCGUAAGGAAGAAGCUAUCGUUGCUUCCGAAUGCUUUGCCAAAUACUCCCAAGGCUACGUUCUCUCCACUGGAGGGGGUAUUGUUGAAGGUGAAGAGGCUAGAAAUUCGUUGAAGUCCUACGUCAAGGCUGGAGGUAUUGUGUUACACUUGCACCGUGAUUUGGAUGAAACCGUGCAAUUCUUGUCUGCUGAUACUUCCAGACCGGCCUACGUUAGCGAGAUCAAGGAAGUUUGGAACAGAAGAGAAAAGUGGUACGAUGAAUGUUCCAAUUACUUCUUCUACUCCUCCCAUUGUAACGAUGAAUUGGAGUUCAAGCACUUGAGAAAUUCUUUCACCAACUACAUCAAAACCAUCACCGGUUUAAAGACUGUUGAAAUUCCUACAAAGAGAUCGAACUUCAUCUCUUUGACCUACCCAGACUUAAGCGAGGUUGAAUCCCAAUUGGAAGAAUUGACCUAUGGUUGUGAAGCGGUCGAAUUAAGAAUUGAUUUGUUGAAGGACUUAUCGGAAUCCUACGUUGCCAGCCAGACUGCUGUGUUGAGAAAGUACGUUUCCCUCCCUAUUAUUUACACUGUUAGAACCAAAUCUCAAGGAGGAAAGGUUGAGGAUGAACAGACUGAACAAAUCGAAAAGUUGUUGCACUUAGGUAUCAAGUUAGGUGUCGAAUAUUUGGAUCUUCAGUUGACUUACCCUCAAUCUGUCAUCAACAAUGUGUUGAAGAACAGAAAAUUCACUAGAAUUAUUGCUUCUCAUCACGACGUCUCGGGAUCUUUGAAGUGGGACAACGUUGAGUGGAGAAAUAAGUACUACCAAGCUGUUGACUUGAAGGCCGACAUCGUCAAGCUUGUUGGCUCAGCAUCUACCUUACAAGAUAACUUGUUGUUGGAACAAUUCAGACAUGUCAACCACAUCACUCCGCUUAUUGCCAUUAACAUGGGCGAGCAAGGUAAGUUGUCCAGUGUUUUGAACCCCAUUUUGACUCCUGUCACCCACGAGAAGUUGCCUUUCAAGGCUGCUCCAGGUCAAUUGACCGUCAGUCAAAUCAACAAGGCUUUCGCUGAAAUUGGUGGUUUUGUCAACAAGAAGUUCUGGGUUGUGGGCUCUCCAAUCGAGCACAGUAAGUCUCCAGAUUUACACAACUCGGCUUACGAGAAGUUGAGCCUCCCAUACACUUUUGACAGAUUCGAAUCCGCCAACGCCGACGAGGUCUAUGAGAAAUUAAUCAAGGACAACUCAUUAUUCGGAGGUUUAGCUGUCACCAUGCCCUUGAAACUUGAUAUUAAAAAGUACACUGAUGAGUUAUCUGAAGCUGCCAAGACAAUUGGUGCCGUCAAUACUGUUGUUCCUAUUGAAGGCAAGCCUGGUAAAUUAUUGGGAGACAAUACUGACUGGAUUGGCAUCAACAACUCGUUCACCCGUUUUGGAGUGCCUAGCAUUGAGUAUGCUGACGUCAAUGGAUUAGUCGUUGGUGGUGGUGGAACCUCUCGUGCUGCUGCCUUUGCCUUGCACAAGAUGGGAUGUAAGACUAUUUACAUGAUCAACAGAACUGCGUCGAAAUUGGUGGAGAUUAAGGAGCUGUUACCAGCCAACUUCAACAUCGAAAUUUUGAGCAGUGACUCCGAAUUGGCCCAGGCCAAGCCAAUCUCUUUGAUUGUUUCUUGUAUUCCAGCCAGUGCUCCAAUUGAUGAAGCUCUUUUGACCAAGAUUGAAAAAGUCUUACACAACGGCAUUCAGCAGAAGAAUGGCGGUUUCACUCCUACCUUAUUGGAAGCAGCCUACAAACCAAGUGUGACACCAAUCAUGAAGGUAGCCCAGAAGUUCGAGUGGAACGUAAUUCCUGGUGCUGAGAUGUUGGUGAACCAAGGAGAGAGACAGUUCCAGAUCCACACCGGAUACACUCCACCAUACAAGGUUAUCCACGAGGCUGUUGUGGGUAACUAGAUGUGAUGCCAUGUAAUUAGAAUAAAAAUAAAGUGAUUUAGAGGGAUAUCUGAUUGU
This is a messenger RNA of Suhomyces tanzawaensis NRRL Y-17324, 4890 nucleotides long. It is a transcript of the gene ARO1, whose product is annotated as Aro1p. The transcript has a single exon. Gene Ontology annotation, biological process: chorismate biosynthetic process; aromatic amino acid biosynthetic process. The record is from RefSeq and is a predicted model, not a curated record. Gene Ontology annotation, molecular function: 3-dehydroquinate synthase activity; shikimate 3-dehydrogenase (NADP+) activity; shikimate kinase activity. NCBI's taxonomy places the organism in Eukaryota, Fungi, Ascomycota, Pichiomycetes, Serinales, Debaryomycetaceae. Bases 136 to 4833 code for a protein of 1565 amino acids. Gene Ontology annotation, cellular component: cytoplasm.